UUUAAUCCAGAAUACCAGCUCUUUAUCUCAUCUAAAUUCUUGAAACUAGCACAUACACCUAUAGCUUUUUCUAUUUUAAUCACAGGGGUGGAGCAUGUGGCGGGAGACAUGUUUGUGAGCGUCCCAAAGGGAGAUGCUAUUUUCAUGAAGUGGAUACUACACGGUUGGAGCGAUGAGUAUUGCUUAAAACUUCUCAAGAACUGCUACGAAGCACUUCCAAGUAAGGGCAAAGUGAUAGUUGCGGAAUCAAUACUUCCUUUGGCACCGGAAAAUGCUGUUUCUUCUCACAUUGUUUUUGAGCAAGACCUGUUCAUGUUUGCUCAAACUCCUGGUGGUAAAGAGAGGACCCAAAAGGACUAUGAGACCUUAGCAAUGAAGUCUGGUUUUUCCAGUUGUGAAGUUGUAUGUUGUGCUUACAACAGCUGGGUUAUGGAAUUUCAUAAAGCAUAAUGACCCACUUUGAAUGCACUUUCACUACAAGUCGUUGGCUGCUAUUAAAAUAUUACGUGGCUUUUUUUCUAAAUAAUGGAUGAGUCUACUGGUGUCUCACAAAUAUAUAGUGUAACUAAGUGAAAGCUCGUGCCUUUGCACUGGUUAUUUUCUUUUCAAUCCUUUAAUAUUGAAUCGACUGUUGAGAAAUACUUUAUACGA
Molecule: messenger RNA, 651 nt
Organism: Jatropha curcas
Lineage: Eukaryota; Viridiplantae; Streptophyta; Magnoliopsida; Malpighiales; Euphorbiaceae
Source: RefSeq, a predicted model, not a curated record